AUGGCAAACUACACACCCUACACAGGUUCCACUCCUGGCGAGGAGUACUACUACGCCCGGGAACGAUUCCAGUCGGCAACUCCAACUCCCUCCCCUCGGGGCCACUCAUCCUACUAUUACCAAGGCGCCACUCCGCAGCGACCGGCGACUCGCGCGCAUUUCCGCAACGCCAGCAGCGGCUUUAGCGAGUACAGUCCUCGUCCCCCGACGGCGUCGCCUCGGUACACGAGCGAUGGCUACUAUGCCACGGCAAAUGGCGGAUUCACUUACAUUGAGCGCGAUGCUGCCCCUUAUGAGCCGCAACCCCGCUCAUCUCGCCCUACCCCAGCCAACACCCACUCCCGCCGCUCCUCGGCGUCAAUUCCCCAGAGGCCGGCCACCACCCGUCCCACCAACACCACCCAGCAGAAGAAGGCGCCGCCUGUCCGCCAGGCCACCGAGGCGGACGCCAAGAGGCACAAGAUCCCCCCUGGAUACUCCCUCAAGAACUGGGACCCCACUGAGGAGCCAAUUCUCCUACUUGGCAGCGUCUUUGACUCUAACUCUCUUGGAAAGUGGAUCUAUGACUGGACCGUUUUCCAUCACGGACCUGCCACUCCCAUCUCCGACAUGGCCGGUGAGCUCUGGCUCCUGCUGAUCCAGUUGGCAGGAAAAAUCAAGCGUGCAGAUGAGACCGUUGAGCGCGUUCGCAGCUCCGAGAGCAAGGAGAUUCUCGAGGACUUCAUCGACUCAGGCGAGCGCCUGACCGAUAAGCUCCGCAAGCUUCUCAAGACAUGCGAAUCUCCCAUGCUCAAGGCUAACAAGAAGGGUGCUUCCCUCGGCAAGAACGCCGGUGUUGAGUUCGUUGAGACGCUCUUUGGCCGUGAGCGCGAGCUGGACAAGACCGAGAGAUUCAUGCAGGGUGUUCGUCUUUUCAACCUGAGGUUCGAUGCCAACUGUGAGGAUAUCCUCCGGAACCCCACGGCCUAA
This is a messenger RNA of Colletotrichum truncatum, 969 nucleotides long. Lineage: Eukaryota; Fungi; Ascomycota; Sordariomycetes; Glomerellales; Glomerellaceae. The record is from RefSeq and is a predicted model, not a curated record.